This is a messenger RNA of Electrophorus electricus (electric eel), 2204 nucleotides long. RefSeq names its product post-GPI attachment to proteins GalNAc transferase 4 (gene pgap4). The record is from RefSeq and is a predicted model, not a curated record. Gene Ontology annotation, cellular component: Golgi membrane. Lineage: Eukaryota; Metazoa; Chordata; Actinopteri; Gymnotiformes; Gymnotidae. Gene Ontology annotation, molecular function: glycosyltransferase activity. Gene Ontology annotation, biological process: GPI anchor biosynthetic process.
UUGUCGGUGUGGGCCGUGGGACUGCUUUGCUCAAACCCAAAGUUAUGGUGAGCGCAGAUAACAAGUUACAGCAAAUGUGCGCUUUCCGUGUGAUCUGCAGCAGUGCAUCUCUGUAACGAUGGCCUUUCGUUCCGUUUGGUGUGUUGACACAGGUGUUGGUAUUGGGGAAAACGGCCCCCUCAGUAAAGUUUGUGAGUACAGUUUGAAGAGCGACUGAGCGCAGGCCACUGCCCUGUUCCUGGGGUGCUCACCGCUGGCAUAAUCAGGGCGUGUCAGAGUGGCCAGACUACCACUCCACACAAAUGCCUCGACGGAGAGCCCUGCUGCUCCUGCACUCACGUUGGUCGGGCUCAGCAGCACGAGGCCUGGUCCUGUGUGUCCUGACGUUCGGCGUGGUCCUCCCACUGUGCUGUCAUCGCAGCCUCUACUCCUACUACUUCCUGAGGUCUGUUUAUCUGGACUGGAUGAGCGAUGAGUCUCUGCGGAAGAGCUACGAACAAGGGCAGCAGGCUCUGCGCUACUGGCAGGGACUGGCCACUGUCAGAGUGCCCGAGAAUCCACCUGCUAAGGGGCCGGAGCUCCUGGUGACGGUGGUGACAGCCAGGAGGGUGGACGGUCACAGCUCCCACUAUCUACUGCAGGUGAUGCAGAAGCUGGACCGCCUGCUGAGAGCGUGCAGGGACCCGCCCUGCGCCGAGGUCGUGGUGUGCGACGUUGAAAGUGGGCCCUUCGAGAAUGAGGAUGCCACGCUGCUGGAGAAGUGGUUCCGGGUGGUCAGGCGCUUUCAGGACGAGCAGCAGAUGAUCCAUGAGCAUGUGAACAUUUUUGAGAAGGAGAAAAGGGACUAUGUUUAUUGCCUCCGCAAGGGCUGGGAACUGCUGAGCCCCAGGAACGUGGUGGUCCUCGAGGAUGACGCGCUCCCCUCGGACGACUUUUUCGCCGUGAUCCGGAACUUGCUGUCACGGCGGUUUGCUCUGAGCGCACUCUAUGUGAAACUCUACCAUCCAGAGCGACUGCAGAGCUACUGGAAUCCAGAGCCCUACCGCAUCCUAGAAUGGAUGGGACUGGGUGUGGUGGGGGCCACCGCAUUGCUGCUUAUCCUGCCCUUGUGUGGCCCCCUCUCCCCCCCCAUUUCCACCCCACACCUGCUCUUCUUGGUGCUCUAUGUAAUGGCGGUCGCCGAGCUCUGCGGCAGGCACUACCUGCUGGAGCUCCGGCGACUCUCUCCGCAACUCUACUCCGUCUCUCCUGCCACAGAGUGCUGCACGCCCGCCAUGCUUUUCCCAGGCAACGCCUCCGUCCGCGUCGCCGCCCUGCUGGAUGGAGCAGUGUGCCAGAAGGGCAACGCCAAGGAUAUGGUGCUGUACCGGCUCGCCCGCUCCACCCGGGGUGAGCAUGCCCACAGCGUGGAGCCCAACCUCAUUCAGCACAUUGGCGCGUUCUCCUCCGUGCGUGCUAAUCCUUGGCACCCCAGACUGCUCUGAGAGCCCUUGAGACCUGCAAGGAGCAUGAUAAUGAUGUAUAUUACACAUAAAAACUCCAAAAUCUGAAGGGCAUAACUUCCACAGGGCUGGACUGCAGCAUUCCCAUGAGGACUUGUAGCUUAUAGAAAGUGCUGGGGGUGUGUAGUGCUUCUGUCAACUUCCUACUGUGGAUAGCAGCAUCAGGGCGGGUGCCCCGUGCACCCUCGUAGACAACCAUUUUUUAAAAAGUGCCUUGCUUUACACAUGGUGACAGUUGCAAUAGCAUAAUCAUAUUUCAAACCCCUGAACCAUCUUGCUUUGUGCUUCACCGCCGCUCUCUGGCCUCUGGCCAGAACGUAGUGCUCUGUGUAAUGGCGGAGAGGGAGCAGAGUAAGUGGCCCUGUUUGCAAAUGUUUGUUCACAAUAAGAGGUUUUCGCAGGUUAACCAUUCUGUGUAUGUGUUAGUAAGUCUAUUAAUGAUCAUUCAGGACUAGUGGAUGAAACAUGAACAUUUAAACCCCUAAAACACCAGCAGUAAUGCAAAGGCUAUUCACUGGCAAAGACAGACAAUCAGGAUGAAUUAUAAAGACAGAAAUCUGCAAUCAUGGGCAUUGAGGUAAUGUCUGGGAAAUCGAAUGUAUAUGUUCUCAUGAACUUCAUUUGACCGCCAUAAAAGUGGAACUUUUGGACAUUGCUAAUGGCCAGGCUUAAGAAAAUUAAAAUCAAGUUUUCAAAAUGUUA